AAAAAAUAAAAUCCUGUUUAAUAAUAAUAAAAUUUUGUAAAGCUGAAAGCAAAAACAAAAGAAAGCAUUGUGUUAGAGAAAAAAUAAUAUAGAUUAAUAAUACAAUUUUAGCGUGUACUUUAGACUUAGGCUACAUUAAAACUCACUUUUAUAUCAAUUAUAAGCAAGAUUUGCAACUUUAAAGUAUUAAUGAAACCAAAUUUAGCUAAAAAAUUUGCCGAAGAUGAGGCAUUGGUUAAUGAUAAACCUCAUUAAUAAAACCAUUAAGAACAACAUGAGAAUCCCUAGAAACCUCCUCCUAUCUAGUUUGAAAAUAAUGAUUUUUUAGGGGUUCCUGAAAUGGAAGGACUGACUACAAAAUCUGAUAAAUAAGUUUACAAUAUAGAUGAAGAAAAUGACAGCGAAGAUGAAGGCAUUGAAGAUUAUAAAAUUGGAGGAUAUCAUCCAGUGCAUAUAGGUGAAGUUAUUAACAAGCGUUAUGUGAUCAUCCAAAAAUUAGGAUGGGGUCAUUUCUCCACCGUUUGGCUAUCUAAGGAUUUUAAAUAUGAUACCUAUGUUGCUCUAAAGAUCCAAAAGAGUGCUCCACACUAUCUUGAAGCUGCAUAUGAUGAAGUUGAAAUUCUUCAAAAAGUUGCAAAAUAAGCCAGUAACCCUCAAUGGAUUCAUCAGCUAAAAGAAUAUUACAAAGAUGAUAAGCAGAAAAAGACGUUUACAAGGGAUGAUUGCUAAGUAGUUUAACUGCUUAAUUCUUUUGUAUUCAGAGGUCCUUAUGGUAAUCACUUCUGCAUGGUUUUCGAAAUCCUUGGUGUUAAUCUUUUAGAAAUCAUUAAAAGAUAUAAUUAUAAAGGUAUUCCAAUGCACUUAGCUAGAAUUAUAGCUAAAUAAGUGUUAAUUGGUCUUGAUUUUCUUCAUAGAUAUUGUGGAGUUAUACACACUGAUUUAAAGCCAGAAAAUGUGCUACUUUGUCUCACUUAAGAAGAGAUUAGAUAAAUAGUGGAGAAAGGGCAAUUAGAAAAUUCAAAAAAGUUUUAAGAAAGAAUUAAAUUUUAUCAGAAAGCACAUGGAAUUAAGAUAGAUGAAGUACCUAUCCUAGAUCCAUAAGAAGAGUAAAAGCAAAAUGGUCAUUCAUAAAAAGAAAAUCAUAGCAAUUGUAAUGGGCAAUAAAAAACGGAUUCCUAGAAUUAGUCAGCUUAAAAUCCAAAUCCUUAAAAAUAAGAAUAGAAUGAUAAAAAUAACUUAGCAUCAAAAUAAGAAUAGGAUCAGUAAAAUGAAGAUGAGGAUGAUAAUGAUAAUGACAAUGAUGACGAAUAAGAAGAAGGUGCAACAUCCACAGCUGCCUCUAAUCAGAAUAACUAAGGAGACAAAAAAAAUUUAACUAAAAAGUAGAAAAAGAAUUAAAGAAGAAAAGCUGCUCAUAAAAGAAAGAAACAAAGAGAAAAAGAAGAAAAGAAUAAAUAGACAAAUGAUCAAGAUAGCAAUAAACAACAAAAUAAUUUAAAUGAUAAGCAAGCUGAAGGUUAAAAGCAAUAAAUAGAAGAAGAAGUUAAGGAAGAAGAUAUUCCUGAAGAGAUUCGCUACAAAUUUGACAACUGGAAUGGUAGAGGUGACAGACUCUAAACUAAUGUAAGGGUAAAAAUAGCUGAUUUAGGUAAUGCAUGCUGGACACAUCAUCAUUUCGCCACAGAAAUUUAAACUAGAUAAUACAGAUCUCCUGAAACAAUUAUUGGAGUCCAUUAUGACACUACAGCUGAUGUGUGGUCUUUUGCUUGUAUGAUAUUUGAAAUGCUAACAGGAGAUUUUCUUUUUGAGCCACGUAAAGGUCCAAAUUUUAGUAAAAAUGAUGAUCAUAUUGCACAAAUUUAAGAACUCUGCAAUAAAUUUACUAAGAAAUUUGCUCUUUCUGGUUUUAAAUCAAAAAAAUAUUUUGAUAAGUAAGGCAAUCUUAGAAGAAUUCCUUCACUUCAUUAUUGGCCUCUUUUGAACGUGUUAAUUGAAAAAUAUCACUUUAAAGAAGAAGAAGCCAAAUUAUUUGAUGAAUUUAUGCAGGUAAUGUUAAAAACUAAUCCUUUAGACAGAGCAAGUGCUCAUGAAUGCUUGCAAACAAAAUGGAUUCAUACAAAACCCAAUUAUUUAUUUAAAUAUACUGAUUAAGAAUUUAUAAGAUAUUAAGAUAAAAAGAAAUUGCUUCAGUAAGAAGAUUUAAAUUUGUAGUCACAUGAAGCAGAAGAUUCUGAUAAUUUUGACGGUGACCUAUCAGAAAACGAUAUUAGCAUAGAUAGCGAUGAUAAAAGCGAAUUUUAGGAUGAUAAAUUCUUUGGAAAAUACACUCCUCAAAUCGAUUAAAAUCUCAUAGAUAGAUCUUUUACUAACUUAGGCUAUAUAGGAUUCGGAGAUGGCAUUAAACUAGAUGAGCUCGACUAAGAUCCAAAUUGGUAGUUUAUGAAUCUCAAAGAUUGA
Messenger RNA from Tetrahymena thermophila SB210, 2457 nucleotides. RefSeq names its product kinase domain protein. The transcript is spliced from 12 exons. Gene Ontology annotation, molecular function: protein kinase activity; ATP binding. The record is from RefSeq and is a predicted model, not a curated record. Lineage: Eukaryota; Ciliophora; Oligohymenophorea; Hymenostomatida; Tetrahymenidae. Gene Ontology annotation, biological process: spliceosomal complex assembly; protein phosphorylation; regulation of mRNA processing.